Brassica napus (rape) is the source of this 1325-nucleotide messenger RNA. RefSeq lists its product as uncharacterized. The record is from RefSeq and is a predicted model, not a curated record. Lineage: Eukaryota; Viridiplantae; Streptophyta; Magnoliopsida; Brassicales; Brassicaceae. The transcript is spliced from 5 exons. Bases 19 to 1140 code for a protein of 373 amino acids.
UUCUUCUGUUAACUGCAGAUGACCUCAAGAAGAGGACAAGGGACAUCUCCUCCUAUGCCUCCUGGUGCUACGGGAGUGGCUGCAACCGGACAAGCUUCAUCCUCCCGUUCAAAUAGCUAUCCUCAAAUGUCUCUCAAUGCCAUGUUCAAUGCUCCUGCUAGGAUAUCCCAGCCACACCUCCAUCCUGAUAAGCUCAAUGGAGCUUUAUGGUUCUCUAUUGACCCAUCAGUGAAUGCUUUCAUCCGUGCAACAUGGCAAGCAUACUACAUGGGACCUUGGAAGAGUUGGAGGUCUGUCCCUGACGAAAGGAGGGAUUCAUGGUGGCAGACGUUUGUGCAAAAUUUCUACUGGGAGCAACAGUUUAAUGACUUGGUCUAUGCUCUCUGGAAGAAGGAAACAUGGACUUCGAUUGGUGAACGGAUUAGCACCAAGAAGAGGAAAAACAAGCAGCCAAAGUACAUCAAUGAGAAUGACUGGACGACCCUUAUGGAGUAUUGGGCGACAGAACCAGCCAAGAAGAAGAGCAAAGACGCUGCUAAAAGCCGCAAGUCUGACCCUCUGGGUAAAGGGGUAUACAAGCACAAUGCAGGACCGGUUGGUUUUGCAAGAAUUGAAUACAAUAUGACGGUUGAGACUGGUGAACUUCCAUCCUACACAGACCUUGUCAGGAGGACACACGCGAAAAAGGAUGGGACUUUUGGGGACUAUCGUGCGGAAGAACUGGUAACUCAAGCUGGAUCACCUCAAAGUCCAUCAGCAACCUCAGCUCCUUCUCGCAUUUUGUUAAACCAAGCUUAUCUGAAGAAUGCUAAAGGUAAGAGGAGGCAUGUCUACGGACUCGGCAGUGCCGAGUACAGGGAACAUCCACCAUCUGCAAGAGUCCCUGCUUCUCUGGCCCGCAACUUGGAGCUGGAGUUGCGUGUGAGUGGACUAGAGAAAAGCUUGCAAAGUGUGACUGCUGAUGUAAGUGCAGUGAAGGCUGAUGUAGGUGCUGUGAAGGAGGAUGUGGCAACAAUGAAGGAGGACUUCGCAGCAACAAGGGCUGCAAUCACUGAGCUCAUCCAAUCACUUCGACCCCAAGCUAACCCUCAGCAACAACCCCCUUCUACUCAGGCUCAAGACCCUUCGACUCAGGCUUAGAUUCAUGUUUAGCAUCUUUCUAUCUAAUCUUAAAACUCUCUUUUGGCUUUUAGAUGCAUGUGUAGCAUCUUUUGAUCUCUUAUGUACCAUCCUUUUGUUCUUAAGACUUUAAUAUCUAAUUUUCUUAUGUUUAGCUUUUGUAAACCAACAUUCUUAUGAUUAUAAUUUCAUGUUUAAUUUAAAUU